AUGAGAGCCAACCACCCCGGUCAGUGGGUGAAAGGGGCUGGGGUGCUGCUUGUUUCCCUCUUUACCUCUUCUUCCCUUUCUGCAGCUCCUGCUCAGGCCCAAAUCAUCCAUGCUGGGCAAGCAUGUGUAGUGAAGGAGGACAACAUCAGCGAACGUGUUUACACGAUUCGGGAGGGGGACACACUGGUCCUGCAGUGUCUGGUCACAGGACACCCCCGGCCACAGGUGAGGUGGACCAAAACCGCCGGCAGUGCCUCGGACAAAUUCCAAGAGACGUCGGUGCUUAACGAGACCCUUCGGAUUGAGAAGAUUCAAAGGCUGCAAGGGGGCCGCUAUUACUGUAAAGCAGAAAAUGGGGUUGGGGUCCCUGCCAUCAAGUCCAUUCGAGUAGAUGUGCAGUAUCUAGAUGAACCUGUUCUCACCGUUCACCAGACCAUCAGUGAUGUACGUGGCAGCUUCUAUCAGGAGAAGACUGUCUUCCUCCGCUGCACUGUCAACUCCAACCCACCAGCUCGCUUCAUCUGGAAACGGGGAGUUGAGACGCUUUCCCACAGUCAGGACAAUGGGGUGGAUAUCUAUGAACCUCUCUACACACAGGGUGAAACAAAAGUCCUGAAGCUGAAGAACCUGCGGCCCCAGGAUUACGCCAGCUACACUUGUCAGGUGUCCGUCCGUAACGUCUGCAGCAUCCCUGACAAAUCAAUCACCUUCCAGCUCACAAACACCACAGCCCCACCUGCUCUGAAGCUGUCUGUCAAUGAGACGCUAGUGGUCAACCCUGGUGACAACAUCACCAUACAGUGCUCUCUGAUAGGUGGCGACCCACAGCCAGAGGUGAUUUGGUCUCACUCGCCUGGCCCAAUGCCUCCCAACAGCCUUGUGCAAGGAGGCAACCUCAGCAUCUGGAGGAUCCACGUGGAGGACUCGGGCUACUACAACUGCACAGCCAUCAACAAUGUGGGGAACCCAGCAAAGAAGACAGUAAACCUUCUGGUGCGAUCCAUGAAGAACGCCACGUUCCAAAUCACCCCUGAUGUGAUCAAAGAGAGUGAGAGCAUCCAGUUAGGGCAAGACUUGAAGCUGUCGUGCCAUGUGGAUGCUGUUCCCCAGGAGAAGGUUAUCUACUCCUGGUAUAAGAACGGGAAACCAGCCAGAUUCUCAGACCGGUUGCUUAUCACCAGGAAUGACCCCGAGCUCCCACCUGUGACCUGCAGCCUGGAGAUUAUUGACCUGAGGUUCAGUGACUAUGGCACCUACCUGUGCGUGGCCACCUUCCAGGGAGCACCCAUUCCUGACCUCAGUGUGGAGGUGAACAUCUCCUCAGAGACAGUGCCACCAACCAUCAGUGUCCCCAAAGGUCAGUCCACCAUCACUGUCCGGGAGGGCUCCAGGGCUGAGCUGCAGUGCGACGUUCGGGGGAAGCCCAAGCCACCCAUUAUCUGGUCCCGGGUAGAUAAGGAAACCCCCAUGCCUUCAGGGACGAUGACGGUGGAGACAUAUGAUGGGAAGCUGCGCCUGGAGAGCGUGAACCGAGAAAUGAGCGGGACCUAUAAGUGUCAGACAGCCAGGUACAAUGGCUUUAACAUCAGACCCCGGGAAGCCUUGGUGCAGCUCAACGUGCAGUUCCCUCCCUUGGUGGAGCCGACGUUCCAAGACGUGCGUCAGGGCGUGGGGCGCAGCGUCACCCUGCGCUGCACCAUGCUCAAAGGGAGCCCCAUGAAGGUGGCCACCUCGGUCUGGCGCUUCAACGGGACCCUUCUGGCCCAGCCCCUGGCAGAGCAGCAGGACUUCUCUGAACUGAAGGUGGACAGCGUAAGCCGGGAGACCAGUGGUAGCUAUGAGUGCAGCAUUUCCAAUGACGUGGGAGUCUCCACCUGCCUCUUCCAAGUGUCUGCAAAAGCUUAUAGCCCAGAGUUUUACUAUGAUACUCCCAACCCCACCUUGAGCCAGAAGCAAUCAAAGAAUUACUCCUACGUCUUGCAGUGGACACAGAAGGAACCUGAUGCAGUAGAUCCUGUCCUCAAGUACCGCCUGGAAGUCAGGCAGCUGGCUCAGAGGAGCACCAUCCAAACCUUCAUUCCUGUGCAGAAAAUGGAGAAAGGCCUGUUGUUGGAGCACAUCUUGCCCAACCUGAAAGUUCCUCAGAGCUAUGAAGUUCGCUUGACGCCCAUCACCAGCUUUGGGGCUGGAGAUAUGGCUGCCCGCAUCAUCCGGUACAUGGAACCAAUCAACUAUCCCAACCCAACAGAUAACACCUGCCGCUUUGAGGAUGAGAAGAUCUGUGGCUUCACGCAAGACAAGAUGGACAACUUUGACUGGACCCGCCAGAACGCCCUGACUCAGAACCCCAAGCGCACUGUCAACACGGGCCCCCCCACAGACAUCAGCGGUACGCCAGAGGGUUAUUACAUGUUCAUUGAGGCAUCUCGGCCCCGGGUGACAGGAGACAAAGCCCGGCUGAUCAGCCCCCUCUACAACAUUACUGCCAAGUAUUAUUGUGUCUCCUUCUACUACCACAUGUAUGGGAAGCACAUUGGCUCCUUGAAUCUACUGGUUCGCGUGCGAAACAAGAGGGCCAUCGACACGCAGGUCUGGUCACUCAGUGGGAACCGGGGGAACAUGUGGCAACAAGCGCACGUUCCCAUCAACCCGCCAGGGCCUUUCCAGAUCAUCUUCGAAGGUGUCCGUGGCACAAGUUAUGAGGGGGACAUUGCCAUCGAUGACGUCACUCUGAAAAAGGGGGAUUGUCCAAGGAAGCCAGUUGGCCCAAAUAAGGGUGAGAGUGUACUUACCUCAGAGGAAAAAGAGUCAGUGUGAGUGCACAGAUGAAUGCACGUGCUAGGGAUGUUCAGCUGAUUUUGAACCACGUUCAUGAAUGGAUGGGACCCAGCAAGAUGGUCUGACUCUCUCUCAGUCAGCAGAGGGACUGCCAGGCCCUUGAACUUGGGCUUUAUAGUUGUGAUUCAGCAAGAGCUUAGAAGAACAACCAGAUCUUUUAGGGACUGUGCUGCCAGAUGCCAGCUUGCUGAACUGUGCCUUAGUAUCUUGGGGUUGGGGGUGUCAUCCCUGACAUACAUCACAGGUAGCUAAAGGCUUCUGCAGUAUCUUGUUUUGCAAAAACCCUAGACAUGAGAGCUUUGGAAAGAGAGAGAUCUUCAGGCCUUAAGGGCCGCUGCAGCGUUAAGUUAGUUCUUCUCCAGCAGCGAAAUGCUGCAUCUUGGGGCCUGGAGAUAGGGAGAGCUGAGCUUCUUCCCAUUUCCCUCCAAGCAGAGAGGUACAGCCAGGCAGAGUGUCACACAUGCUGGGAUCACACAGCAGGCUGCCUGAGCUGGCUAUCACCUCUUCACCUAAUCCUCAUAGUGGGUGCUUUGGCUAAGCUGUAGGCAUCCAUGAGACCAUGCUCCAUGUCUUCCCUGAGGAGAUAAUUCCCCUGCCUGAUUCAUCAGAGUCAGAUAGUUUGCUUAUGGUUCCUUCAGCUUCAUUUUCUCCCAUUCCCCUUAGCUGUCCGGUGGUCUUCAACACAGAAAGGGGAAACAAAACCUCAAAAUAGUCAGAACAGCCUAAAAUUUUUAAAAUCCUAGGUGGAGUUCAAGGUCUUCAAGGUCUGUUUUAAGCUAGAUUGGCCAAACUCUAACCGAAAUACCAACAGAUCAUUUUUUUGAUUCAAGGUCAGUCUUCUGGGGAAGAAGAGAGGGUUGAUUUGCAAAAGUAACUAAGAUUUAACAUUUUCUCCUGAGCUGGAAAUAAUAUAAUUUUGGGAAGCCUUGAAAAUCUCCAGGGAAGGGGGGAAAGAUAUUUCAUUAGAUCUGGAAUGUGCCUCAUGAUUUGGGGUGGGAGGAGAGGAUAUGGCACUAACGUCCAUUGACUUGUUUGAUACAUCUGGAUCUAUCCCAUCAGUAAUCUCCUCUCUUUCACUCUCUUUUUGGCUGGUAGCG
Molecule: messenger RNA, 3935 nt
Organism: Struthio camelus australis
Lineage: Eukaryota; Metazoa; Chordata; Aves; Struthioniformes; Struthionidae
Source: RefSeq, a predicted model, not a curated record